Syzygium oleosum is the source of this 2197-nucleotide messenger RNA. RefSeq names its product protein NRT1/ PTR FAMILY 2.7-like. NCBI's taxonomy places the organism in Eukaryota, Viridiplantae, Streptophyta, Magnoliopsida, Myrtales, Myrtaceae. Gene Ontology annotation, molecular function: transmembrane transporter activity. Bases 337 to 2082 code for a protein of 581 amino acids. The record is from RefSeq and is a predicted model, not a curated record. Gene Ontology annotation, cellular component: plasma membrane. Gene Ontology annotation, biological process: transmembrane transport. The transcript has 4 exons.
AUGUGUAAGGAGGCAGACAAAGCCUAAGGUAUCAGUAGAAUUCAAGAGAAGAAAAAUCUUGCAUUGACUCGAGUACUUCUACAUUAAACUAGGGAAAAACUCAGGGUCAGCGCUAUGGUGCGUCUGGAUGGGGGUUUGAGGUCUUUUAACCCACGUCUGAAGUUCCUUACAAAAAGUUAAAAACACACUUUAAUCUGGAUGGCCUUUUGCGGUGAUGUGAUUUAAAUGUCGAAUAGAACAUUAAAAACAGCCGUUGACACCAAUAUGGGCAUCUCCACUAUAAGUAAACACCCAGGCUCUUCUAUCACCCAACAAGUAGACUCGAAGAGUUAAAAGAUGGAAAGCUCAGGCUCAAGCAAAGCAAAAUGCAUCACAGGCAACAACGGCGAGGCCGAACUAAAACUCUGCGAUGCCGACAGUAAACGAGCUGGAUGGAUUACCUUCCCAUUCAUCAUAGGCACGGUGGCCUUGUUGACAUUGGCGGGAACUGGAUGGAUGGCGAACUUGAUUGUGUAUUUGAUCCGAGAGUUCAAUGUGAACCGAAUCGAUGCGGCACAGAUUCACAACGUGAUCGGUGGCUGCUUCAGUCUCCUCCCGAUCCUCGGCGCGAUCAUAGCCGACUCUGUCCUCGGAUGUUUCUUAGUCGCGUCCAUUUCUUCCGUCGUAGCCUCAAUGGGUAUGGUUCUUCUAUCCUUAACGGCAACGCUUAAUUCGUUGAGACCCAAGCCGUGCGGAAACAAAUCAAGCUCAUGCAAAGCCCCAUCAAAUCUUCAAUUCGCUGUGCUCUACAUGGGGAUAGUUCUAACAACACUCGGAGUGUCAGGAGUGAGGUUCACCAUAGCAACAUUGGGGGCUAACCAGUUCGAAAGCCAAAAGGAUCAAUCGACUUUCUUCAACUGGUUUUUCUUUGCACAAUACGCCAGUUGCGUCUUAAGCAGCACGCUGAUCGUGUACAUCGAGGACAGUGUGAGUUGGGCCUUGGGAUUUUGGUUAUGUGUCGCUGCGAAUCUCAUUGGGCUCGCAGUGUUCAUUGCGGGAAAUCGGUAUUAUCGCCAUGAGACACCUCAGGGGAGUCCACUACUGAGCUUACCUCGUGUCCUCAUUGCUAGUUUUCGGAAACGGAAGCUUCAGCUCACAUUGAUAAGUGAUGAGUUCUAUUACGGUCCACAUGGACAGAAAAAGGAGGUGGACGUACCACCUAAAAAGAAUUUCAGGUUCUUGAAUCGUGCGGCUGUGAAAACUGAUGGAGACACCAAGUCCGACAAUUCGAUCGCCAAACCUUGGAGGCUAUGCACAGUGCAACAGGUGGAGGACCUAAAAUCUGUGAUCAAAAUGUUACCACUCUGGUCAAGCGCCAUCUUCUUGAGCACCCCAAUCGCUGUCCAAAACAGCAUGACAGUCCUCCAAGCCCUAACCAUGGACCGCCACUUAGGACCUCAUUUCAUGAUCCCGGCCGGUUCAAUCCUCGUCAUGAUCAUGAUCUCAGCCUUGGUCUCUCUCGCUUUGAUGGAUCGCUUGCGCUCCCAAUUCCCACUAUGGAAAAAACUGACCAGUUCGUCUCCAACGGUAUUCCACAGGAUUGGUGCGGGUCAUCUCCUGAGUGUGCUCGGCUUGAUUGUAUCGGCACUAAUCGAGUCACGCAGGCUCAGGACAGCCCAUAUCCACCAUCUCCAAAAUGUCAACAAUCCCACAGUCCCAAUGUCGGCACUGUGGCUAUUCCCUCAACUGAUUCUGAUCGGAAUCGGCGAAGCAUUCCAUCUUCCAGGACAAGUGUCGUUGUACUUCCAAGAAUUCCCAGCGAACUUGAGCAACAGCGCGACGGCGAUGGUUGCAGCGACCAUUGGGAUUUCAUAUUAUCUGAGCACCGUGUUGGUUGAUCUGGUUCGGAGGAGCACCGGGUGGUUGCCGGAGAAUUUGAACGAUGGGAGGUUGGAUCAUAUGUACUGGUUGCUUGCCGGGAUUGGGAUGGCAAAUUUCGGGUAUUAUCUCGUAUGCGCAAAGCUGUACAAGGGAAAAGAUGGGAAUUCUAGCUCGAGCCAUAUGAUGACUGAUGAUGUUGGUGAAAACAAAAUGAGGUCUUAAAUGGCGUUGUCCAUGCAUGCUUGGAUAAGCCUGUACAUUGCAUGUCUACUUCGACAGAAGAAUGUUGUUAAUAUGAAUGCCCACUCCUUAACUGAUGAAUUUUUCCAUAACAAAA